AUGGCAGAACUGGCAUUGCGAGGAACACUAUUAUUGCUUCAAAACCGCACUCGGCGCGACCCGGAGUCGUAUCGCGAAGAAUUUCUUGCCCAACUAGAACAUUUUUUGGCAUCCAGCGCAACGGUAACCUCCCAGAACGUGGUUAACCCCCAAUACAUAGCAGUGCUUAAUUAUUUAACUCAUGUCAGUCACUGCUUCCCAAAGGAGUCUAACUCGGUAGCCAUGGCUGUACUCAAACUACUACGUCACUCUCGAAACGGCGGUGUCCCACUUGAGUUACGUGAAGCUCUCGUCAAGGCCUUGAUUUUGCUACGCUCCAAGGGCCUAGUAAGCACCGAUGAAACGUUUCCCAUGUUCUUUACAUUGCUACAAGAGCGCAAUAAGUCCAUCCGAAAGUUAAUUCUAUCGCAUAUUGUAAGUGAUGUUCGGCGAGCUAGUCUUCCUGGAACCAAGGGAGGUGCCUUAACACAUAAAAAGGCUCAGAAUUUUCUGUUUUCCGUUAUGGAGGAAGACGACCCAAUUCAGGCCAGGUGCGCGGAACUUGUCAUGAUAGACCUGUACCGCCGGCGGGUAUGGUGCGAUGAGCGAACGGUGGAGGUGAUGACGAAGGCAUGCUUUUCGCGGCACACUCCCAUUCUGCGCACCGCGCUGCGCUUUUUCCUGAUGCAGAUGCCCAAAGGGUUGUCUGCCGACGAUGACAACGACAAUGACGCUGAGGUGCAGGACCCCGGCCGUUCAAUUUCAAAGCUAAAGCAGAAGUUAAAAAUUGUCAAAAAGACCGCAAAACGCGACCGUGUUUUGAAGCGAACGAUGAAAAACAUCAAAAGAAAGUACGAUAAGGACGAACGUGACGAGGAGUUGCAGGCGAAGCAACAUGUUGACCCGAUCCGGUUGCUGCGAGAUCCUCAGCAGUUCGUGGAGCGACUCCUGGCCAGACUUCAAAAAACGUCGGAGCGCUUUGAAGUGCGCAUUUUGUACCUAAACGUCAUUGCUCGCACAGUCUCCGAGUACGAGGUCAUUCAUUUGCCAUUGUAUGGAUUUCUGGAGCGCUACAUGGAACCCUCACAACUCCAUGCCACGCAACUUCUCGCCCUGUCGACGAUGUGUGUCCAUCGCAUGAUCCCACCGGAUGUGGUCGAGCCAUUAGUGAAGACGAUUGCCAACCAUUUUGUUACUGAUCGAUCGUCGGCAGAUGCUAUUACUGUUGGUCUCAAUACUAUUCGCGAGAUCUGUAAACGGCAGCCCCUUGCUAUGAGCGAAGAUUUACUAAGGGACUUAGUUGAGUACAAGAAUCAACGGGGAGAUAGGGGCGUCAUGAUGGCCGCACGGGCGGUCAUUCAGCUAUACCGCGACGUGUACCCCAGUCUUUUGCCAGCUAAACUGCGCGGUAGCAAGGCGGGCGCACCUGAGGAUAAGGAGCGACCCAUCUACGGCUCACAGCACGUUUACAGCGACAUCCCAGGACUCGAGCUGCUAUACCGAAACACCGCUGCUUCCGGGGAUGGGAGCUCCCGAAGCGACAGCUGCAACUCAAGUGAGGAAAACAGCGACACCGGGAGCGAGAGUGGGGAAUGGGAGACCGACACCGACAGCGACGUGGACCCUGAGGAGAUUGAGGGAGACUUCGUUGACGUCACCGAGAGCUCAGACGAUGGCGGAGACGAUUGCCCUCAACUGAUCCCCGUUGGUCUUAGCCCCACUAUGGGGCUAAAGGCCCGCCACGCCGCGCCGUGCGACGACGACGAUCCUUCACGGAAGAAGCCCCGUCUUGUCUCGUCUGUAGACUCCCAUGAUGAGAGCGACAGCGAGGACUCCAGUCUAGACCUCAGUGACGGCGAGUGUGACGAGGAGGAGGAGGAGGAGGACGUUUUCGAGGAAGAAAGUGGAACUGAAAGUGGUGGUGGAGAUUCAAGCGAGGAGGAUAAGGACGACGAAGAAACGGAACGCCCCACACUAUCAGCUGCAUUGGUAGCUGCAUCUGCCGAGGACUGGUACGAGGAUGUUAAUGAUGGCGACGAGAUGCCUCAUCGGCCUCAAUCCUUGCGCAGCACGUCUACUACCGCUACAGCUGCCUCCAUCUCGACAAAUCGUAUUCUAACCGAUGCAGACUUUGAAAAGAUUCGCAAGCUUCAAACGCAGAACGGUAGCCACCAAUCUUUGCAUGGGAAGCUUAAAGACAGAGAUGCACGCACUAAGCGGCGACAUGAUCUCAUCCAUGGAAUUUCAUCUGACCUUUCAGCUUUAGAUAUAGAGCACUUUACCGAAAAGAAGCGAGAAAUCGACAAGCAGGAAAAGAUGGAGCGCACCCAAGAGCUUCGCAAAGCAAGCUCAAAGUUUGAGAUUCGGAAGAAAACAAAGAGCAAGCUCAAUUCCACUCACGGUGAGCAUGCCAAGCGAGGAAAGUUGUUCCAAAUGACAAAGCGCUCGCGGCGUGUGGCAACAAAACUCAAGAGUUCUAUAGCAGAUCGCGCACAACGCGCGAAAGACAUGAAGAAAAAGGAUGUCAAGUUCCGUAUCAAACGAGGGUGGAAGGCAUGA
This is a messenger RNA of Phytomonas sp. EM1, 2538 nucleotides long. The record is from the annotation of a GenBank genome assembly. NCBI's taxonomy places the organism in Eukaryota, Euglenozoa, Kinetoplastea, Trypanosomatida, Trypanosomatidae.